Acanthoscelides obtectus is the source of this 786-nucleotide messenger RNA. Lineage: Eukaryota; Metazoa; Arthropoda; Insecta; Coleoptera; Chrysomelidae. The record is from the annotation of a GenBank genome assembly.
AUGCGAAUGUGGUGGAUGGUCUCCGACUGUCGAACGCGGAGGUGCCACCCGGAGGAUCUCGAAGGCGGAGCCAGAAUGUGUGCAUGUUGCAUGCACACGUGUUCCGUCGCCAGAGUCCGUGUGGCGUCCCCCUUUCCAUGUAUCCCCCUAUAGCCCCACGGUACCCAAUGGGUGCUUAGGCCUUAGGCCUUCGUGGUAGUUGGAGUAUAAAAAAAAAUCUAAGCUGUAAGUUGUAUACUAUAGUCAGAAGGAAACGGCAAUGCAUAGGUGCAUAGUGAGGAUUUUUGUGCUAAUAAUAUGUGUUGGUAACAAUUUCAUUCGAUUCUUGUCUCAACUACACUUAUUUAAUAUCACCUAUUUUAUACACAUGCAGACCAAUACACACGAUCAUCCAGAUGGAGAUUGCUAAUCAACCAACUUUCUUCUCAGAAAUGAAAGUACAGACUACUCGACUUCACAAAUCAUAUGCAACCAACAAUGCGUGUAGUUGAGCCAUUCCUCCAUAGAUGGACGCUCACAAGGAUUCUAGUGAGCAAACGUGGAAUGACUGUUUGCAUCCUAAGAACUACCUAGUCUACAAGAUGACAUUUUCUAGUUUUUUUUACGUUAUAUUGGUUUUUUGCAUGAUACCCGUGCCGAACAUGUAAUAGAAUAUAGACUAUUCCGUUAAGAAAAAGUUCAAAUCUGCCAAUUUUCUCCUAAAUUGAUUAUCAUGCAUUCUAUCGCACAUUCAGAUACCCUCUUCCAAAUGAAGAAGAUUGACAUAACAUAUAAAGUUUUGAUGUU